Girardinichthys multiradiatus is the source of this 3335-nucleotide messenger RNA. RefSeq lists its product as uncharacterized. Gene Ontology annotation, cellular component: nucleus. Gene Ontology annotation, molecular function: protein binding; RNA binding. NCBI's taxonomy places the organism in Eukaryota, Metazoa, Chordata, Actinopteri, Cyprinodontiformes, Goodeidae. The coding region runs from base 286 to 1650 and encodes 454 amino acids. The transcript is spliced from 3 exons. Gene Ontology annotation, biological process: negative regulation of transcription by RNA polymerase II; nervous system development. The record is from RefSeq and is a predicted model, not a curated record.
AAGGAGUGUCUGGUGAGCUCGUCUGGAUGCCUGUCCUCAUUCUGCUUUCUCACCUGUAGCCUGAAAGCUUGACACAUGCCACACAGGUGUGUGGGGGUGACAAAUGGACCUGCUGCACGAAGACUAGAGGCACAGAUGUGUAAAAGAAGCAACAUAUCAUAAUGACCUAGGAUAUGUGACUGUUGCCAAGAGACAAAUGGAGGUUUUGACACACGAGCUUCAAACCAGCUCUAUUUCAACAGAAGGCUAUGUAUUCUUGGAGUGAAUGACCGGCAAGGUGAGGCAAUGAGCUUAACAACAAGCCCAGCUCUGGUCCCAGACAAGGACAGCCUCCCAUUGAAAAAGAGAGACCAAAGAGUGAGCUCCCCACAGCAGCAGCAGAGGCAGCAGCUGCAGUGUGACGCCACAAACUUCAAGGCACCCUAUCCAUACAGAAGCCACAGUGAUUUAAAGACAAAACACAUGGGUCUGUUUCGACCUGUGCCAAGGCGGGUUACAGCCCUAUACCAACCCUGGAUGCAAAUACACGCCCCUCCAAGGCCCAAACAGAACAUCCCGUCUGCUUUCAGAGAGCCCCAUGGUUGGGCAGAGUGGAGAGAAUUCUGUCCACUGCCUCCAGUGUGGGACUAUUCCCAUCAGUACCCUCUGCAAAAUCAUUUAUCUGGAACACGUUCUCUCCAGUCAGGACGUCCACAUUAUCUCUCUAGUUUCAGCGAUAACCCUAACUCCGAGGGCAUGCACAGAGGAGGAGGAGGCUGGGAGCGGCUGAAGACGUUAAAAGACAGAACCUUUGGCACACAGAGAGGUCCCUAUGCGAGGAGAGGAGAAAGAAGAACUGAUGAUCUACUCAGGGCUGGAAAAGGAGGCACCUACCUACCUCAUUCCACACAUGAGGACACCCCUUUGAAGCAAAAUUCAUCAUUCAAAUCAACAAAAGCCAUAUCUGUGUCUGGACAAUCCCUCAUCAGAGUUUCCCCUGACAACGUAAAUGGCACAUGUACUUCCACUACAGGAGACAGGCCAAGAUCUCCCGUUUUCCCAUCCUCCACACACACUUCUUUCUCUCCCACCUCCCAUAAUCACUUCCCCUGGCUGCUUCCCCACUUUGUUGCAGGGUCUUUGAUCGAGCUCAGAGACGGGCGACUGAGGAGGGUGGAGAACCUGCAAACCGAGGACUUUCUGCUCGGCUCUCUGGCCUGUCCAGACCUGCGCUUGAGUUGCUGCACGGUACAAAGCAUCUCCCCCUCUGCCUCUGCCUCCUCCUCCUCCGUCUCCCGCCUCCUCAUCCUGCUACACGAGCAGCAGUCCCAAGAGUUGGUGGAUGUGUAUGUGGAGUACCCAUUCUUUGUGCGCGGAGAGGGCUGGUCAUCCUGCAGCCCUCAGAGGACCGCCCUACUUUGUGGCCUGCAGUGCCGCCAGCUCAGUGUGGGAGAUGUCUGCUUGGCCCUCACGCCCGUCUCUACUCCCGACCCACUACUGUCAGAUUCCCUGGGGCCAAAAACUGCACCCAAAAAGUCAGAGGACAGAUAUGAUUCCCUGAAGGCAAACACUGCCCUGUGCAGUCAGGCUCCACCUGAGCUGAAGGAGCUCACAGGGGAGCAAAGAAUGGAGACUAAGGUGUCCCGCAGGAGGCACUAUUCAGCCCCAUGAGAUUAGACCACUAGGGGUAAUUGAACUACAGGAAAUGGUUUUCACAAGAUUUACAGUGCCUUACAACAGUAUUCCCACCUCUUGAACUUUUUCACAUUUGUCACAUUAAAACCACAAAUAUCAGAAUAACAUAUUGGGAUUUUAUUGGACUGACCAACACAACAUAAUCAAGAAGUAGAAAAAAAACACUAGAUGAUUUCCAAUUUUUUUUACAAAGUUACAAGUUUACAAAAUCUGAAAAGAGUGGUGUGUUGCACACAUCUUUUUACACAGAUAACCCAUCAUAAAAUCCUGUGGUGUCAGUUUAAUUAAGAAGUCACCAAGUUAGUGAACAGAGUCCAACUUGUGUAGUUAAAUCCUACUGCUCUGUGUAGGCCUCUGGGUUUUGUUGAAGAACAUUUGUGAACAACAUCAUCAUGAUGACCAUAGAGCAAGUUAUGUCUGAAAUGGAAUCCUUGUUAAAAGUCUGCCACUAGCAAUUGAGGGGACACAGUAAACUAAUGGAGAAAGCUCCUCUGAUCAGAAGAGACCAAAUUUGAACUUUAUCCCUCACACUGCUCAUCGCUGUAACCAUGUGGUGGUGGCAGCAUCAUGCUGUGGGGAGGCUGUCCCUCAGCAGAGACCAGGAAGCUGGUCAGAUAUGAUAGGAAGAUGCAUGGAGCUAAAUGACUGGAAGAAAACUUUCCAGAGACUGCAAAAUACUUAACACUUUGGUGAUGGUAACCUUACAGCAGGAUAUCUUUGUUGGGUUGAUCCACUCAAAGUCCAUAUCCAAAUCCAAAUGAGAAUAUGUGGUGAGACUUGAAAACUGCCAUCAUAGCAAUCUGACUGAACUUAAACAGUUUUCAAAGAAAUACAGACAUUACUUUCAGUCUCUAGAUGUUAAAAGCUGGUAGAGACAAAGCCUAAAGGGACCUUCAGCUGCAGUUGUAGCAAUUGGUGGAUCACACAGUAUUUACUCAGGACAGUUGAAUACAAAUGCAUGUUCAACUUCUGAGAUUUUUAUUUUUAAAAAUAAAAUGGAAACUAUGAAUCAUUUUCUAUUAUGAACAAGUUUUGUUUUGUUUUCCAUCACACAACGUCCCGAUACAUUUGUGGCUGUAAAGUGACAAAAAGGGGUAGAAAUGCUCUUGUAGGGCACCGUAGGUCUGGAAUUUCUUUUGACCUGUGCUGUAAUCAGCGUCUGUCUUUCUACCUCCUGAAUCAUGCUUCUGUACUUGACUAGUCAUUUUCAUUAGCUUUUAAAGUAGUCAACGUUAAAGAGGACAGCUGCAGUGAGCUCACCUCUCAGGGUUAUAGGUUAUGUAAAAUAUUGUUAGGUGUUAAUGAAGAACCAAAGCAUGAACUGAUGUUGCCUCGGUGAGUUGCACUGUUGAUAUUUACAGUAAACUUAUGAUUUUUUUGCUGUUCUGACUAUAUCAGCUCUUGUUCCUUUGAAAAGCACAUGCAAUUAUUGCCUCAGGUUUUUCACUGAAUUUAUAGUUCCAGUUCUCUACUGUCAAAUGAGUCCUUUAUCAGCCCGUUAAUUCUGUAUUGCAACUUUGUAAAGCUUCUACCUCUCUGUACAACUUAGGAUCCUUGUUUGUAAAUGUGACAUGACAUGAUGUGUUGGAAGCACCAGAGAGACUUGAUUUUUCUGGUUCAUUUAAGCUGAAUUUGUAUAAAAACACCCAAAUUAAUUCAUU